AUGGCUCUCUACAGUUCUUUCACUGAGAAAGCUAAAGUGGUGGAGGCAGAGAUGGCCAAUACAUCUGUUCGAAGCGGGAAAGUAGAGAUUGACGGUGCCAAUGGCAUCAGGGGAGUUUCGAGCGCUACUCUAGAGUCAUUUUCUCAUCUGGAUGAGAAGAAGAUCCUUCGCAAAAUGGAUCUUCGGUUGAUCCCCAUGCUUGCGAUCCUCUAUCUUCUCUCUUUCUUAGACCGAGGAAACAUUGGCAAUGCGAAAAUUGAGGGCCUCCAAGAGGAUCUCAACCUGUCGCCCGAUCAGUACAACUGGUGUCUCACUGUUUUCUUCUUCACAUAUGCAGCUUUUGAGGUACCCUCGAAUCUACUUCUCAAGAGGCUCCGCCCCAGUGUCUGGCUUCCCACAAUCAUGGUUGCUUGGGGCACGGUUAUGACCCUAAUGGGCAUCGUACGAAACUAUCACGGCCUUCUCAUCGCGCGCAUCUUCUUAGGCGUCACCGAGGCGGGUCUGUUUCCAGGUGUUGCUUACUAUUUAACCAUGUGGUAUUGUCGACAUGAGAUCCAGUUUCGCCAAGCGCUGUUCUUCUCCGCAGCCUCAAUCGCCGGUGCUUUCAGUGGCCUAUUGGCCUUUGCUAUUGCUAAGAUGGAUGGAACUGCUGGGCUGGAGGGCUGGCGCUGGAUCUUUAUCCUUGAAGGAAUUGCGACAGUGGUGGCAGCGGUGCUGGCCUUUUUUAUCCUACAAGAUUUCCCAGAGACGGCUACGUUCCUCACUGAAGAAGAGCGAGCCUUUGUGGUACUCCGUCUGAAGUAUCAGGCACAAGCAGGUAAACUUGACACAGACCAGGUGCAAGUUGCACAGGCCGAAGAGUUCCAAUGGAAGUAUGUCUGGAGUGCCUUUAAAGACUGGCAGAUUUGGGUCAGUAUCGUGGUUUAUUGGGGCAUCGUUUGUCCCCUGUAUGGAAUCAGCUUGUUUCUUCCUACCAUCAUAAAGAAUUUGGGAUACACGUCGAACAAGGCCCAGCUCAUGACAAUCCCUAUCUACAUCACAGCUGCUAUUCUCGCCGUUGUCGUGGCAUACGUUUCGGAUCGUGUUGGAAAGCGAAGCCCCUUCAUCAUUACUCUGCUCUGUAUCAUGAUUGUUGGCUUCUCCAUGUGUAUCUCAUCUAGUAAUCCAAGGGUAGUCUACGGUGGCGUAUUUAUUACAGCCUGUUCCAUCUAUCCAGCCUUCCCUGGUAUCAUUUCUUGGCUUGCAAACAACCUGGCCGGCAGCUACAAGAGGAGCGCCGGUAUGGCACUUCAGAUUGGUAUCGGAAAUCUUGGCGGAGCCAUGGCAUCGAAUUUCUACCGACAAAAGGACGGCCCUCGAUAUAUUCUCGGUCACGCAUUGGAGCUUGGCUUCAUUAGCGCUGGAAUCAUUGCCGCCCUCAUUUUAGUCUUUGCAUACCUGCAAAUCAACAGAAAGCGCGAAGCCAAGGUGGCUCGGGGCGAUAUGAAUCAAUACACCGCUGAGCAGCUUUCUGGUAAAGGUGACAAGGCAUUGACUUGGAGAUACAUGCUGGUCAAGAUGUUGGAAUUGCGCACCCUGUCAGCUGACGAUUGGGAGGCAUGGAAAGCUGUGCGCCUGAGAGCGCUGGCAGAUACGCCAGGUGCCUUUGGUUCUGGAUUCAACGACUGGGCCAACGCACCAGAAUCUCGGUGGCGCAGCAGACUAUCAAUACGAAAUGCAAUUGAUCUUGUGGCAUACAAGGUUGAUGAGACUGCCAGCGAGCGCGCAAUUGGAAUGGCAACCGGGGUCCCGACAGGGAAUGAGGGGGCUGAGAUUAUCUCAAUGUGGGUGGACCCUAGCUUUCGAGGUAGAGGACUCGCUUCUUCUCUUAUAGGAAGAAUUGCGAGCUGGGCCGUACAGUCUGGAUUCGUCGAGCUUCGACUUGCAGUGCGACCAGAUAAUGCUACAGCACGAUCAGUAUACCAACGCAACAGCUUCAUGGUAUCCGACGAGCCGGGUGAUGAGAUUCCUGACGGCAGGCGCGAAAUAAUAAUGGUUCGCAACCUCAAAAAUAACCAGGCUUCUAGCUCCUCAAUAACAAUCGUCAAUCAUUAA
Trichoderma aggressivum f. europaeum is the source of this 2094-nucleotide messenger RNA. RefSeq lists its product as uncharacterized. Lineage: Eukaryota; Fungi; Ascomycota; Sordariomycetes; Hypocreales; Hypocreaceae. The record is from RefSeq and is a predicted model, not a curated record. Gene Ontology annotation, cellular component: membrane. Bases 1 to 2094 code for a protein of 697 amino acids. Gene Ontology annotation, biological process: transmembrane transport. Gene Ontology annotation, molecular function: acyltransferase activity, transferring groups other than amino-acyl groups; transmembrane transporter activity. The transcript has 8 exons.